UAUUGAUGUCUGGUUAGUUGUGUUUCCAUAAGCAUUAUUUCAAGUUACGUUUUAAGCUUUGUGUCUUUUAUCAGUCACUGCAAAAAAGGAAAGUUUUUUUUUUUUGUGAAAAGUGAAAUGGCGUAUUAUGAAAUAUCAUAGGGAUGCUUUUCUGUUCUUUCUACAAUGUGCGUAUGUUCAGAAGACCCAAGAACAAGGUUGUUUGUUAAAUUGUGACAUUUGAUUAUCUUCAAGUCACAGUUUUUCCUAUUUGUUCUGUCAUUUAAAUAUGUUUCAGUGCCAUAUGCAGAUUUAUCAAUAAUUCCCACUCAUCCCUUGUAGUCCUAUAGAUAGAUGCAGUUGGGUCAUUAAAGGGUUUCAGCAUCAAUGUCUGGCCAAACUUGAAAAAGAGAUUUAAAGAACUCCAGAUUGCGCUUGAAACAACUCAAAGCUUGAUUUUUUUUCCUCUUUGGGUUAACCAUUUCAUUCAAAUAUGUUUAGCUUGAUAACCUAUAAAAUAAUACACCAUGUAAGUAUAGCAUACUUAUAAAAUACCACAAACAGCACUGACGUCAAAUACAUAAGAAAAAAACAUUUUAAUCUCAUUUAGCAUGCAAUAUCACACGAUUACAAUGUCCUAAUUUCAUCUUAUUUUUCUAUUAACAGACUAUAUUUAGCUGACGUGCACUCGCUCGGUGUAUGUUGUUUCCUUUAUUGGCAUCCACUAAAUCCAUACUUUUUAUUCACUCGCAUUUUUUGGGGAAGUCUCGCGCUCGCUGGUCUAUCAGCAUGAGCGCACGAGCAUGUGGAAUGACAUGUAGGAUUUUGGUUUUAAAUCAACUUUUAUUGUCGGUGGUGUUAGGGACCCAAACAAAUCUCAAACGGGUUUGUCUGAUUCUGUUGGGCGGCGGUGACGUCACACGCAGCGAGCCCCACUCACACACGCGCUCGCGCAGCUUCAGCAGGGGUCAGUGUAGCUGUGACUGCACGGACUUCUCGCACUCAUAACCUGGAGAUGAAUUACUAUAUACUGAUUAUUCAAAUAAUUUCACUGUCUCUUUUGGGACCAGGGCUGUGCUCAGAGGAUGAGUCCAGAUUAGUAAAUACUUUGUUCACUGGAUAUAACAAGGUUGUUCGUCCUGUCAGCCAUUUUAAGGAUCCGGUAGUGGUUACUGUGGGACUUCAACUCAUUCAACUUAUCAGCGUGGAUGAAGUGAAUCAGAUCGUCACCAGUAAUGUUCGGUUAAAGCAGCAAUGGAAGGACAUGAAUCUGCUGUGGAAUCCUGAUGAUUAUGGUGGCAUCAAAAAGAUCAGGAUUCCGUCCACUGACAUCUGGAAACCUGAUUUAGUUCUUUACAACAAUGCUGACGGAGACUUCGCCAUCGUCCACGAGACAAAGGUCUUGUUAGAGCACACGGGUGUUAUAACGUGGACUCCUCCGGCCAUCUUCAAGAGCUACUGUGAGAUCGUCGUCCUUCACUUCCCUUUCGACCUGCAGAACUGCAGCAUGAAACUUGGAACGUGGACAUACGACGGCAACCUGGUCAUCAUCAACCCGGACAGUGACAGGCCAGAUCUCAGUAACUUCAUGGAGAGUGGAGAAUGGGUGAUGAAGGAUUACAAGAGCUGGAAACACUGGGUGUAUUACGCCUGCUGUCCGGAUACGCCCUACCUGGACAUCACCUAUCACUUCCUCCUGCUCCGCCUCCCGCUGUACUUCAUCGUGAACGUCAUCAUCCCCUGCAUGCUGUUCUCGUUCCUCACCGGCCUCGUGUUCUAUCUGCCAACAGACUCGGGUGAGAAGAUGACCCUCAGCAUCUCCGUCCUGCUUUCGCUCACCGUGUUCUUGCUGGUUAUCGUGGAGUUGAUCCCGUCCACGUCCAGCGCCGUUCCGCUCAUUGGCAAAUACAUGCUCUUCACCAUGAUCUUCGUCAUUGCGUCCAUCAUCAUCACCGUGAUUGUCAUCAACACACAUCACCGCUCGCCCAGCACACACACAAUGCCCGCUUGGGUCCGCAAGGUCUUCAUAGACACCAUCCCAAACCUGAUGUUCUUCUCCACCAUGAAGCGUCCAUCACAGGAACGGCAGGACAAGCAUCUCUUUCCUCCCGAUUUUGACAUCUCUGACAUUUCAGGCAAACCCAUGCCAGCGUCUGUCACUUACCACUCUCCCAUAACCAAAAAUCCAGACGUACGCAGUGCCAUCGAGGGGGUGAAAUACAUCGCGGACACCAUGAAAAGCGAUGAGGAGUCCAACAACGCCGCCGAGGAAUGGAAGUUUGUGGCCAUGGUGUUGGAUCAUAUCCUUCUGUGUGUGUUCAUGGCCGUGUGUAUCAUCGGCACGUUGGGUGUGUUCGCCGGGCGGCUGAUCGAGCUCAGUAUGCUGUGAGAGUUGAAGGGCCGGAUGAAGUCUGAGCUGAAACACCAGAUGUUCAUGGAACAGAGAGCUUAGUCAACAACUGGAACAUUUCCCAGCGAGCCCUGCUUUCGUACUGUAUUUCUGUAUUAGAGAAACCUCCUCCCCGUUUCAACAGUAUACGGUGUGCGUAUUUAUGCUUUCAUUUUUUAUGCUAAAAUAGUCUCUCUAUUUAUAGACAACAAUAAGUAAAGAAGAGUAAACUCUGUGACUUUGUGUCAAAACAGUAGGCUACCCUUUCCAGCAAUUACAUUUGGGGUGGGACUAUUUUAGGGGCUGGGAAACCUGUUUUUAAACACUAGUAAUAAUUUUAAAAACACUGAAAUAUUUAGCACAGAAACAUUUAAAUGUGUGGCAUUAAUGUUAUUGAGUUGACUUGAUUUGUAAGAAUAGUUCCCAGUGUUCUGGCUGUCAUGCAGACCAUUGGUGGUUUUUGUCUGUUUUACAUUGCUGGUGAUCUUUGUACUUGAAUAACUUAAUAUUAUGUUUAUAACAUGAAUAAAAAGAACAGAAAUGGU
This is a messenger RNA of Triplophysa rosa, 2913 nucleotides long. It is a transcript of the gene chrna1, whose product is annotated as cholinergic receptor, nicotinic, alpha 1 (muscle). The coding region runs from base 995 to 2368 and encodes 457 amino acids. Gene Ontology annotation, biological process: signal transduction; chemical synaptic transmission; nervous system process. The record is from RefSeq and is a predicted model, not a curated record. Gene Ontology annotation, cellular component: postsynaptic membrane; synapse; neuron projection. NCBI's taxonomy places the organism in Eukaryota, Metazoa, Chordata, Actinopteri, Cypriniformes, Nemacheilidae. Gene Ontology annotation, molecular function: transmembrane signaling receptor activity; acetylcholine-gated monoatomic cation-selective channel activity. The transcript has 9 exons.